This is a messenger RNA of Hypoxylon fragiforme, 552 nucleotides long. RefSeq names its product ADP-ribosylation factor family-domain-containing protein. The coding region runs from base 1 to 552 and encodes 183 amino acids. Gene Ontology annotation, biological process: intracellular protein transport; vesicle-mediated transport. The transcript has 4 exons. Lineage: Eukaryota; Fungi; Ascomycota; Sordariomycetes; Xylariales; Hypoxylaceae. Gene Ontology annotation, cellular component: cytoplasm; plasma membrane. The record is from RefSeq and is a predicted model, not a curated record. Gene Ontology annotation, molecular function: GTPase activity; GTP binding.
AUGGGUCUUACAUUCUCUAAGUUGUUCGACAAGCUCUGGGGAAAGAAGGAGAUGAGAAUUCUUAUGGUCGGUCUCGAUGCUGCCGGAAAGACCACCAUUCUAUACAAGCUUAAGUUGGGUGAAAUUGUCACAACUAUCCCUACCAUCGGUUUCAACGUUGAGACGGUCGAGUACAAGAACAUCCAAUUCACUGUGUGGGAUGUGGGUGGUCAAGACAAGAUUCGACCCCUUUGGCGACAUUAUUUCCAGAACACCCAGGGUAUUAUCUUCGUCGUCGACAGCAAUGACAGAGACCGUAUCGUUGAGGCUCGAGAGGAAUUGCAGCGCAUGCUGAACGAAGAUGAGCUCCGAGAUGCCAUCCUACUAGUAUUCGCCAACAAACAGGAUCUACCUAACGCCAUGAAUGCCGCCGAGAUUACCGACAAGCUCGGCCUCCACAGCUUGAGGCAGCGUGCUUGGUAUAUUCAAUCAACCUGCGCUACGUCAGGAGAUGGUCUGUACGAGGGUCUCGAGUGGCUUGCCACCACUCUCCGAAAGGCGGGUCACCAGUAG